CACCGUACACACAACACAUCCUUGAUCUUGAACUUGAUCAGAGACGGGGCUUUAAGAGUUAAAACUUAAAACAAAACUACUACGGGGAAAAACAUUUUUCUAAGUCUCUGACAAACCAGCUGAAUUUUGAGUUUGAUUUUAAUACCUUCUCUUCAUUAUUCUCUUUGGUUGGGGGAAUCAAGACUAUGAACAAUGGAGAGGAAAGAAGACUGAAUGUAGAAGCAGAGGAGGACGAUGAUGAAGACGAAGGAAAUGGGCGUGGCCGGGACGCCUGGGAGAGAACCUAUAACGAUGAGAGGUCAUGGGAAUCGCUUCAAGAGGACGAGUCUGGUCUCCUUCGCCCUAUCGAUAACAAGUCCCUUUACCAUUCCCAGUACCGCCGCCGCCUUCGUACGGCCUCUGCUGUUCGAAUCCAGAAGGGACUCAUUCGCUACCUUUUCGUUGUUAUUGAUCUCUCCAAGGCAGCUACAGAAAUGGAUUUUCGACCAAGUCGAAGGGCUGUAGUAGUAAAACAUGUUGAGGCUUUCAUUAGAGAGUUCUUUGACCAAAAUCCUCUUAGUCAAAUUGGUCUAGUUACCAUUAAAGAUGGGGUAGCUAAUUGCUUAACAGAUCUUGGUGGCAGUCCCGAGUCUCAUGUGAAGGCUUUGAUGGGAAAACUUGAUUGCUCAGGCGAUUCCUCCAUACAGAAUGCGUUGGACCUUGUUCACGGGUAUCUGCAUCAAAUUCCCUCUUAUGGUCAUCGAGAAGUGCUCAUCUUAUAUUCAGCACUAAGUACAUGUGAUCCAGGAGAUAUAAUGGAGACCGUUCAGACGUGUAAAAAAUCUAAAAUAAGGUGUUCAGUUAUUGGUCUCUCGGCAGAAAUUUUUAUAUGCAAAUAUCUCUGCCAAGAAACAGGUGGUUCUUACUCAGUUGCAUUGGAUGAGUCACACUUCAAAGAGUUAAUACUGGAGCAUGCACCCCCACCUCCUGCCAUAGCAGAAUUCGCAAUUGCUAAUUUGAUCAAAAUGGGCUUCCCACAAAGAGCGGCUGAGAGCUCCAUUGCUAUCUGUUCUUGUCACAGGGAAGCAAAGGCUGGAGGCGGAUACACUUGUCCUAGAUGCAAAGCGCGUGUAUGUGAUUUACCUACAGAGUGUCGAACUUGUGGAUUGACACUCAUUUCUUCGCCCCAUUUGGCGAGAUCUUAUCAUCAUCUCUUUCCUAUAGUACCGUUUGAUGAGGUUUCUUUGUCACAAUUAAAUGAUCCGCAUAUAAAAUUACCUAGAGCUUGUUUUGGCUGCCAAAAGACUCUCCAAAAUGCUGGAAAUAAACCUGGUCCCCGAGUUUCUUGCCCAAAAUGCAAGCAGCACUUCUGCCUUGACUGCGACAUUUACAUUCACGAGAGCUUGCACAACUGCCCAGGUUGUGAGAGCGCAAGGCAUUCUAAGCCAGUUGCUGCUACUGAAGAAUAACCAAGUACUGUGACAUAACCGAAUAGACUUCCAUACGAAUAUUCUGUUACCAAUUCAUCAGAUGAGAACCCUACAUACUUGAGAACAUUUAUGGAUGCUACUGCACCAACUCCACAUGCCUAUGUAUUUUUUGAGAACACUGGUAUGAUCAUGAUCCAAACAGAACAUUUAAAGCUAAAUUAUUUGUGUUAAAUGACAAACCUAGAUUUUUUUUU
Humulus lupulus (European hop) is the source of this 1663-nucleotide messenger RNA. RefSeq names its product general transcription factor IIH subunit 2. Gene Ontology annotation, biological process: regulation of transcription by RNA polymerase II; DNA-templated transcription; nucleotide-excision repair. Bases 186 to 1448 code for a protein of 420 amino acids. The record is from RefSeq and is a predicted model, not a curated record. Gene Ontology annotation, molecular function: zinc ion binding. Gene Ontology annotation, cellular component: transcription factor TFIIH core complex; transcription factor TFIIH holo complex. The transcript is spliced from 4 exons. Lineage: Eukaryota; Viridiplantae; Streptophyta; Magnoliopsida; Rosales; Cannabaceae.